Messenger RNA from Emiliania huxleyi CCMP1516, 1376 nucleotides. RefSeq lists its product as hypothetical. Bases 115 to 1116 code for a protein of 333 amino acids. The record is from RefSeq and is a predicted model, not a curated record. The transcript has a single exon. Lineage: Eukaryota; Haptophyta; Isochrysidales; Noelaerhabdaceae.
GCCAUCUUGACGCACCGAACGACCUAGCCACUGUGGGCUGGUACGCUGUCGUCCGCGGACGUGCGCGCAGAGGACUAGUCGAGACAAGGAGGCGUUCCCUUGCUCACUCCAUCCAUGUGCAUACUCGCGCUCGCGCUCGAGAGCCACCCUGACUUCCCUCUGAUUCUCCUCUUCAACCGCGACGAGCGCUUUGACCGCGAGACUGAGCCGGUCGCGCCGCACGAGGACGGCUGCGUACACGCGACCGACGUCGAAGCGGGCGGCACGUGGAUGUCGAUCAACUCGCACACGGGAGCGCUCGCGGCCCUCACCAACGUUCGCUGCGCCGGCCCGACUGGCCGCCCUCUCGAGUCGCGCGGCGUCCUCGUCCGCAGGGCCGUGCUCGGCGAGGCGUGGGUGGCGCUGCACUCCAACGCGUACGCCUGCUUCAACAUGCUGUGGGGCACGCUCCGCGCCGACGGGGCGAGUGAGCUCCGGCUGAGCGCCUGCGCGCCCUCGUCAGAGGGCGACUUUGCAGUGAGCACGACGGAGCUGCGGGUCGAGAGGGGCCGCGCCGCCGUCCUCACCAAGACCAACGACGCGAGCGGCCAGAUGACGGGCCCGGCGUCGGCGGCGGGCUCCGACGCGGCGUGGCCAAAGGCGGCGUGGCUGCAGCAGGAGGUGGCGCGGCGGCUCGAGGGGGCGCGCCCAAAGUGCGCCGGCAGGGCGGGCGCGGAGGAGCUGCUGCGGCUCCUGAUGCCCGCCAUGAGCACCUCGGCGCUGGCCGGCGCCGCCGCAGAGGCGGCCGAGGCCGCGCGCGGCGUGCACUCGCACCACGCGGCCUGGUCCGAGCGGCGGCUGCAAGCGGCGCCCUUCAUCACGCCCUUUGACAACCACGCCGGCCCCGAGCCCGCCGCGGUGGGGAGCCACGCGCCCGGGUACGCGCCCUCGUGGUACGGCACGGUCUCCCAGACGGCGUGGCUGCUGAGCAAGAGCGAGGCGUGCGUGUGGGUGGCCUACCGCGAGACUGCGCGGCCGCGGGGCGAUAUGACGCACGGCGCGGGCGGCACCGAGCCCGCGGCGGUGGGCGAGCACGGGCCGUGGCGGUGGCAGAGGGUGCCGCUGCCACGGACGUAGCCGGCGGCGCGACAGGCAGUGGAGCGUGCGCCAGGCGUGUGAGAGCAGGAGUGGUGGAGAGUGGUGGGGUUGUGGGCUGUGCCUGUGAGAUUUGUUUGUUGGACUGGUGAAUCAGAUUGCGUCAUCGUGGCCACAGCACACCGUGGCAUUGCGCGGCUUUGCGGGCCAGGUCUUCCAUGUACUUCACCGUCACGUAGCCACCGUUGUACUUAGCGUACUUGCCCGUAGCGCCGAGGACGGCGAAGACGUGCGUGCUCGCC